UAUCAGCAAAAUUUUUCGAUACGCAUCUAACGGUGUAGAUUUGACAUAAAAAUGACAAAAAAAGUAUUUGAACCUCUACUUCAAUUGUGGCCUCAGUGGUUCGCAACUCUAACAGUGACCUUAUUGACCAUUAAUAUUGGUCUCGCAAACGGUUGGACUUCUCCUUACUUGGCGCAACUGACCGAUGAAAAUGCGCUGUUUCAUGUAACGGACGAAGAAGGGUCUUGGAUAGCCUCUCUAUUACCACUCGGACGCCUCUUGGGCGCCGUCAUUGGACCUCUCAUUUUAGAAUGUAUUGGUAGCAAAAUGUCUAUCCUAUCAACGGGAUUACCAAUGAUCGUCAGCUGGAUUUGCAUUAUAUUCGCUACUUCCCCCACAUGGUUAUACGUCUCAAGAAUACUUUCAGGUACAGCAAUGGGAAUGAUAGUCAGCAGUUAUCCGCUUUACAUCGGUGAAAUUUCGGCGCCAUCAAUUCGCGGCGCUUUGGUAUGUCUGAUCAUGAAUGGAUUUCCCUUAGGCAUAUUCUUUGGUAGUAUGAUGGGUCCCAAUAUGUCAAUGAUGUAUUUCAGUAUCAUUAGCUUGGUAAUGAUGCUAUGCUACAUGAUUAUUUUUCCAUUUCUGCCACAAUCGCCGUAUUAUUACGUAAGACACAAUGACACUAAGAGAGCGGAACAAGCCAUUCGGUGGUAUUAUCGAAAACCUGAUAUAAAAAACGAAAUAGAAGCCGUGGAACUUUUCGUGAAAUCAACGCGUACAAUGAACAUGAGAGAACGAUUGGAACAGAUAAAGGAGCCAAAGAAUAGACGCUCUUUCAUAAUGAUGAUAUUACUUUUCAUGUUUAUGCAAAUGAGUGGACUAAAUACUAUUGUAUUUUAUACAGAAAUUAUUGUAAAGAAGGGAAAAGUGACAUCAAUCAUGCCUUCAACUGUAGUAGUCAUCAUCAGUGCAGUAUAAUUAUCGGCUGGAUGGGCAUAUAUGCC
Messenger RNA from Cyphomyrmex costatus, 980 nucleotides. Its product is annotated as facilitated trehalose transporter Tret1. Gene Ontology annotation, molecular function: transmembrane transporter activity. Bases 52 to 954 code for a protein of 300 amino acids. NCBI's taxonomy places the organism in Eukaryota, Metazoa, Arthropoda, Insecta, Hymenoptera, Formicidae. The record is from RefSeq and is a predicted model, not a curated record. Gene Ontology annotation, cellular component: membrane. Gene Ontology annotation, biological process: transmembrane transport. The transcript is spliced from 6 exons.